Messenger RNA from Gymnodraco acuticeps, 494 nucleotides. Its product is annotated as SH3 domain-binding protein 5-like. The transcript is spliced from 3 exons. The annotation marks the transcript as partial. The record is from RefSeq and is a predicted model, not a curated record. Gene Ontology annotation, biological process: intracellular signal transduction; negative regulation of protein tyrosine kinase activity. NCBI's taxonomy places the organism in Eukaryota, Metazoa, Chordata, Actinopteri, Perciformes, Bathydraconidae. Gene Ontology annotation, molecular function: protein kinase inhibitor activity. Gene Ontology annotation, cellular component: cytoplasm.
AGGAAGAGCUGAGCGGGGAUACACACUGCUGCUCGGCCUCUUGCCUUUGGAUCAAACCGAGAUGUACCUCUUCCAAAAAACACCUUAAAAUACAUUUCAAAUAACCUGCGGAUUUAAAGCACGGCUCGGGAUUCCGACGCGUCUCUGACCGCGGCUCAGGUCUCUGAGAGUCCCGAGGAAACGUCCCUUUGUUCGGCUGGUUUCAUCUGCCCUUCACCUGCAGCAUGGAGCAUUUAGAGAAGGAGCUCCGGGCGGAGGACGAGGCUGAAUAUGAGGAAGAAGCAGUGGACCCCAGAAUCCAGGGGGAGCUGGAGAAACUCAACCAGUCCACUGAUGACAUCAACAGAUGUGAGACAGAGCUGGAGGACGCGAGGCAGAAGUUCCGCUCGGUUCUGGUCGAGGCCACGGUGAAGCUGGAUGAACUAGUGAAGAAGAUCGGAAAACCAGUGGAGGAGUCCAAGCCGUACUGGGAGGCCCGAAGGCUGGCCAGACAG